Messenger RNA from Chanos chanos (milkfish), 948 nucleotides. Its product is annotated as phospholipid phosphatase 3-like. Gene Ontology annotation, biological process: cell-cell adhesion; phospholipid dephosphorylation; signal transduction. The transcript has 6 exons. NCBI's taxonomy places the organism in Eukaryota, Metazoa, Chordata, Actinopteri, Gonorynchiformes, Chanidae. The coding region runs from base 1 to 948 and encodes 315 amino acids. The record is from RefSeq and is a predicted model, not a curated record. Gene Ontology annotation, cellular component: plasma membrane. Gene Ontology annotation, molecular function: phosphatidate phosphatase activity.
AUGCAACGCUUACUGUGUGAGAAAGCGAUGGCAACGGAGACGAGAAAUGGGAGUACUUCUCCGUUAAAUAACAACAUAGACAGCAAGGACAACAGCCGAAAUAGACUACUUAUUGUAUGUUUGGAUUUUUUCUGCUUAUUUCUGGCUGGCCUACCGUUCCUAAUUAUCGAGUCUAGCGUUAUCAAACCCUACCACCGUGGCUUUUAUUGCAACGAUGAAUCCAUCAAGUAUCCUGCCAAAAAUGGAGACACUAUUAGUGAUGCUGUUCUCUCAGCCGCUGGAAUUCUCAUCGUCAUCCUCUCUAUCACUAUAGGAGAAAGCUAUCGAAUCCACUACCUGCAUGAGGGCUCCAAGGCCUUCGUCAGGAACCCCUACAUCUCUGCCCUGUACAAACAAGCAGGCGUGUUCCUGUUUGGCUGUGCCGUCAGCCAGUCAUUCACAGAUAUUGCGAAAGUAUCUGUCGGCCGACUCAGACCUCACUUUCUGGACGUGUGCAAACCUGAUUUCUCCACCAUCAACUGCUCCCUGGGUUACAUCACUGAGUACAGGUGCACAGGAGCAGAAAGCAGAGUCCAGGAAGCUAGGAAGUCCUUUUUCUCAGGCCAUGCGUCAUUCUCCAUGUACACUAUGCUCUACCUGGCAUUCUAUCUGCGUUCGCGUUUCACCUGGCGUGGUGCUCGCCUGCUGCGACCACUCCUGCAGUUCACCCUGCUCAUGCUGGCCUUCUACACGGGCCUGUCCCGCGUCUCUGACCACAAGCACCACCCUGGAGACGUGCUGGCGGGAUUUGUCCAGGGAGCCGUGGUGGCAUACUGCAUCGUCUUUUACGUGUCUGACCUUUUCAAGUCAAAAAUCAGAUGCUCCCCCUUGCCAGCAAAUACCAUUAAAAAAGAGGUCCUGCCCUCAGCAGACAUCAGGGAGCGGAGUAAUCAUCUUAACUUACCAUAG